AAAAAGUAUAAAGACACCGCGACAAAUCUUCUAGGCUUAAUAAUAAGGGGGAAAUUCUGUUUGGGGAAAAAAGUGAAAAAAAAAAAAAAAGAAAAAGGCAAAAGGGGAAAAUGGGUCGCUAUUUUUGUUAAGAAAGCAAUCACCUUUGAGUUUAGUUGCCAAGUUAGUUCAUCAUGACAUCCUGCAAAUGUGAUUGCGCUUGUUCUCGUUUCUUCACGAUCCUUCGUUCCCCAAAUCAUAGAAAAAUUCUGCCUCAAUCGAAAAGGAAGAAGAAGAGAACGAAAAUCCACAACACAAUUUCCUCUGUUGUCGAAAAGUUUGCACCAUAAUCUGAAAUGGGUCGUCGGCAAAAUGACUCAGGUUUCGGUAAAUUUACCCUUUUGUCCCUCUUCCUGAUGGGUGCUAUCUCCUGCUUGGCGGUAUACCUGUUUCUCACUGUGGUUUUCAGUCCCAACAACACUACUGCAUCUCUUUCUUCAAUGGAGCACGUUGAUGGGGUUGAUGAUUUGCUGAACCAUGAAGAAGGAGGAGGAGAAGAAGAAGAAAGGCCAUGUUGUGAUGGGGUUGAGCAUUUGGAGCUAUGGGGUGAUGCCGUUAAAUGGGGUAGUGAUUUUAGGGUAAAUUCUUCUAAGGAAUGUUGCAUGGCUUGUAAGAGGAUGUGUAGAGGUGAUGGUGGAGCUUGUUUGUGUAAUUCAUGGGUGUUUUGUGGUGAUAGAGAUGCAUGUGGACCUAGAUUUGGUGAGUGUUGGUUAAAAAGACAGAAGGAUGCAUUAAACCCUGAACGACGAGACUUGGGAGAUAAAGUGAUGUGGACUUCUGGUUUAGUCUUUGAUAAGGGAGAGGGAAUUGUUGGUCUGGAAACUGACUAUGGAAUUCUACGUAUAAAACUUUUUCCUGACUGUGCUCCCCAAUCUGCCUCCUACAUUCUUGAGUUGUUGGCAUUGCCUCACUGCAUUGGGUGCCAGAUUUAUCGUUCAGAGAGCCGAGGUAGCUUUUGGGAUUCAGAGGGAAACCACAUUAAGAAGGCUUCAUUUGGUCCCCCUUUUGCGCUAAUCCAAGGAACAUUUGAAUCGAUUGGUUCUACGUUCAAGGAUAUCCCAAAAGAGUAUUGUCCGACCAUAAGAAGAGGAUCUGUAGCAUGGGUUGGUUCAGGUCCAGAAUUCUUCAUCAGCCUGGCUAAUCAUAAUGAAUGGAAAAAUGCAUACACUGUCUUCGGUUCCAUACUAUCUGAAGAUAUGGAAAUCUUGGAGAAAAUUGCUCAGCUUCCGACCAAAUCAGAUGUUUGGAAUGGCAUUCAUGUUGCUGCCUUGGAGAAUCCGGUUUCAUUACGGUUCCGGAGAAUUACCACAUAGUGCAGAAACCGUUAGAUUGUUUUUGGUUCCAUUCAUUUAUUCUGAAGGUUUAUUUUAUUCCUGUUUAACUAUAGCUGAUUUUAUAUCAAAUUGAGUUUAUUUCAACUAGUUUGGUAGGUAUC
Messenger RNA from Arachis ipaensis, 1474 nucleotides. RefSeq lists its product as uncharacterized. The record is from RefSeq and is a predicted model, not a curated record. NCBI's taxonomy places the organism in Eukaryota, Viridiplantae, Streptophyta, Magnoliopsida, Fabales, Fabaceae. Gene Ontology annotation, molecular function: peptidyl-prolyl cis-trans isomerase activity. Gene Ontology annotation, biological process: protein peptidyl-prolyl isomerization.